UCAGUAUAUCCUCGCGCUCCGGCUUUCCGACAGGAGGUUGCUGGCCAAAGAUGGCGGAUGGGGUGUUAAGCGCCGGGGUCAACCUGGAGGCUUUUGCCCAGGCUAUCUCGGCCAUCCAGGCGCUGCGCUCCAGCGUCACGCGCGUCUUCGAUUGCCUCAAGGACGGCAGGCGCAACAAGGAGGCUUUGGAGGGCCGUGAGAAGAGCUUCGUCUCCAGCUUCCAAGAGAGCCUCCACUCCGUCAGCCGAGACUUGGGUGAACUGGAACGUCUAAGUAAUCUUGUAGGCAAGCCAUCAGAGAACCAUCCUCUCCACAAUAGUGGAUUGUUGAGUUUAGAUCCUGUUCAGGACAAAACACCCCUCUACAGCCAGCUGCUUCAGGCUUAUAAAUGGUCAAAUAAGUUGCAGUACCAUGCAGGACUGGCGUCUGGUCUUCUGAAUCAGCAGUCUUUGAAACGGUCAGCCAACCAAAUGGGGGUGUCUGCCAAGCGGAGACCGAAAGCCCAGCCUACUACCCUAGUCCUUCCACCUCAGUACGUUGAUGAUGUGAUCAACCGCAUUGAUAGAAUGUUUCCUGAAAUGUCCAUCCACUUAUCAAGGCCAAAUGGGACCUCUGCAAUGUUACUGGUUACAUUAGGAAAAGUGUUAAAAGUCAUAGUGGUGAUGCGGAGCCUCUUCAUUGACCGAACAAUUGUCAAGGGGUAUCAUGAAAAUGUAUACACAGACGAUGGCAAGCUUGACAUAUGGUCCAAGUCCAACUAUCAAGUGUUUCAAAAGGUAACUGACCAUGCUACUACUGCCUUACUGCAUUACCAGUUGCCUCAAAUGCCGGAUGUGGUGGUCAGGUCAUUUAUGACCUGGUUAAGAAGUUACAUAAAGCUGUUCCAGGCUCCAUGCCAGCGCUGCGGAAGGUUUCUGCAAGAUGGUCUACCACCCACAUGGCGGGACUUUCGGACACUGGAGGCGUUCCAUGACACCUGUAGGCAGUAGCACAACCUGGAGGCUGACACAAGUCUGUGGAGGAAACAGACUCAGAAGUGGGGUCCCAAGAAACACCUCUUUUGGUUCCAAAUAUCUGUAUGGACAACUCACAACUUAAUUUGUAUAAAUUCAGCUUUAUGCACUUGGCUGGGGGGGCGGUGUAAAAAUAAACACAGGGUAGGUGUUGGGGGCUGGAAGAGUCGGCAGUCUCACCCAUCAUUACACUCAGAGGAGCAUUUGGAGGUGCAGAGAGAGAGAGAAUAAUGGCCUUUGUAGUGGCCUAAAUUAUUGGCAAAUAAUUUAGAAUUUUGAUUUCUUUUCUCAUAUUUAUUUUUGUUUCAGAUACAGCAGACUUUUUGUUAUUUGUUGAAUUUCUAUAGUUUCCGAUUUGUGACAUGUAACUUUGAUUUGUUUCCUAAUUUUUAUAGAACCAGUUGGUUUAUGGUGCUGUUCUAAUUUUUUCAAUGCAAUAUGUGAAGAUGUUGCUGUUUGUUUAUAUUGUUUACAUAUCUUAUUCUUUCCUGCCAUACUGCUGCUUUCAUAGAACCACGCAUCAUUUAUUCUGCUAAAUCUAUAUCUGCAAUAGGUUCAAAAUGUUCUGAGAUGGUUGUGGGGAUGGCUUUGACAGCUAAUUGGCUGGUUAGUAAUGUAGUGUCAAAAUGCCAUGAUUGUGCGGUUUCAUGCAUGUUUAAGAUAGGAAUAGUAGACUAGACUGGAGAAGGCUCAGGUCACCAGGAAGGUGCCGAUUUUUGCUUCUUGAAUUUAAGUGAAGUGGAGAUAAGUAUAUAAUCUGUUCCAACCUCCUGCCCCCCAUGCCUUUGUGAGUAGGAACUAGAAUCCUUUUCUUUAUCCUUCCACUGUUCUUGUGAGAAGCGCAGGCUUUGAACAGAGCCUCCCUUCCUGCCUCAGUAGAGCCUCCGACCCCAGUCCCAGAAAGCUCUGCUUCUCCUUCGCUCUGGUCCAGCCAGCCGCUUUUAAUGACUGAUGUUUUAAUGUAUUUUUAAUCUUUUAUUGGAAGCCGCCCAGAGUGGCUGGGGAAACCCAGCCAGAUGGGCGGGGUAGA
This is a messenger RNA of Podarcis muralis (Common wall lizard), 2043 nucleotides long. RefSeq names its product mediator complex subunit 27 (gene MED27). Lineage: Eukaryota; Metazoa; Chordata; Lepidosauria; Squamata; Lacertidae. Gene Ontology annotation, molecular function: transcription coactivator activity. Gene Ontology annotation, biological process: regulation of transcription by RNA polymerase II. Gene Ontology annotation, cellular component: mediator complex. The record is from RefSeq and is a predicted model, not a curated record.